AUAUCUUACCCUUCAUAUAUCAAGAAACACUAAAGUUAAGCCUUAUAAUUUUUAAGCUCCAGCUAGGACAUCCGAAUACAUCUGUCGACGUCUACACAAACACAGUUGUUGCAACAUCUGAACACCUGUGCCUACACGAUGCCAGAAGUAAUAUCUUCGCCACCGCUGACUGAACCUAGUCGCCAAAAAGUAAAAGAAAUGAGUACAGAAUGUCCUCCCAUACAAAAGCUCCCCACAGAGGGCAAGCAAGCAGAGCGACUGGCCACCCUCCAGGAAAAGUUCAAAGAAAAGUAUACUAAGACACCAGAUUUCUUUGCUAGAGCACCAGGGAGGGUGAAUCUAAUUGGAGAACAUGUAGACUACUGUGGCUAUGCUGUGUUUCCUAUGGCCAUUGAGCAAGACAUCCUUGUAGCUGUCUCAACCAACUCUGCUGGGACUCUUAGACUCAGCAAUAUAGAAGAUUCUUAUCCUUCUCAUUCAAGUGACAUCAACAAAAUUGAGAUUCAGAAGGAGAGGCCUGCAUGGUUCAACUAUGUGCUGUGUGCUAUAAAAGGCAUUGCAGAAGAGGGAGGAAUGGAGGGACCUCUGAAAGGUCUAGAUAUGAUGGUCAGUGGGAACAUCCCCCCUUCUUCAGGCCUGUCUUCAUCAUCGGCCCUUGUGUGCGCUGCAGCCCUGGCCGUAUCACAUGCACAUGAUCUGCUUUUGUCAAAGGAGGCACUGGCUGAGAUAUGUGCCAGCUGUGAGCGACAUGUUGGGACUCAGGGAGGAGGAAUGGAUCAAGCUAUAUCAUUUUUGGGCACUUCAGGCACUGCCAGAGUCAUAGAAUUCAACCCAUUAAGGUCCACACCAGUGACAUUACCUCCAGGUGCCACUUUUGUUGUGGCCAAUUGCCUCGCUCCUAUGAAUAAGGCUGCUACAUCGCAUUACAACUGUAGGGUUAUGGAGUGUCGGCUUGCAUGUCAGAUCAUGGCAAAGAAAGCAGGUUUGGUAUGGAAAGAAUACCGUCGACUGGGUGACUUGCAAAAGGUACUGGGAAAAUCUCUUCCAGAGAUGUUGACCCUCAUCUCUGAUACCUUUGAGCCCAGACCAUACAGCAAGGAAGAGAUCUGUGAACUGCUCAAAACUACACCAACUGCCUUAGACAAAACUACCCUGAGUGAAAAUACCAGACUCAUCCAGCACUUCAAACUACAUGACCGAGCUCAACACGUUUUUUCUGAGGCUCACCGUGUAUGGGAAUUUAAGAGAAUUUGUGAAGGGGAGAGUGAAACAGCUCUCGCAGACUUGGGCAGGCUGAUGCAGGAUUCCCACAGGUCAACAAAGCUAUUGUAUGAAUGUUCACAUCCCAAGCUGGAUGCCCUCGUGGAGCUCUCACAGGGAAUGUCCCUUGGGGCUCGUCUUACAGGAGCAGGGUGGGGUGGAUGUAUGGUUGCCCUGGUGAAGGAAGACGAGGUAGAGAAUUACAAGGCAAAGCUGGUGGAAGAGUUCUACAGCCAGGAACCUGAUGCUCAAGGGAGAGACAUAGGCACCAUUCUUUUUAGCUCUCAGCCUGGUUCAGGGGCCUGCAUUUAUAAGUAAUGCACAGUACCAUUUAAAGAAAGGAUGUGCAGAAUAUAGCAACGCAUGAUUGCUACACAUUGUUGUUUAACAGAGGCUAAAUUUGCUAUUAUAUGAUUUUUCAGAAUUAUUAUUUUUUUCUUCUGAGUUGUAUUUGGAAGUAUUAUGUGCUUGUUUGUUUUAUAACUAAGACAUGUUGACAUUUCAUACUAUAUUUUAAAACUAUAUAUUUAUAGUAUUACUAUAUAUAUAUAUAUAUAUAUAUAUAUAUAUAUAUAUAUUUAUAUAUUUAUAUAUUUAUAUAUUUAUAUAUUUAUAUAUUUAUAUAUUUAUAUAUUUAUAUAUAUCAAAGAAGCUUGUGAGAAGAUAAUAGCAGCAAGUCCUAAAUCAUGAUUGUUUGAAUUUGACUCAAGAAAAUUAUUGGAUUAUUUGAUUCCUAGUUGUAAUAAUAUUUUCCAAAUUUUGAUUAUCUGCCCUGCAUUUACAUCAUCUGAUUUACUUUGUGCUUUGGAUAUAUGAAUUGUGUUAUCUUCUAUAGUAUAUGAAAUAGGUAUUGUUUGCACUUGAAGUAAUCAUAGAUUUUCUAAUAUUAAUUUUGCUCAUGUAUUUAUUGAAGUUGUGAUUUAAGUAAUUAGGUUUAUGUCAAGAAGUACAAUAUAUAGGUUUCCUCAUUUUAUAUGGCACAGUAUAUGUAGAGAGAUGAGUCAUCAAGCAUUCUAAAGUCCUGUGAUUAUUACCAUACAUACUAGUUAAUACUAUUUUUUUUGCAGUAUAUUUACAAAUAUUCUAUAUUAAUAUCUAUAUUUAUGUAUGACUUUAACCCACUGUCACCAGGAAAAUGUGUUCCCUGUAGUAUUGUUUAUUGAAAUGUCUCUGCACAUAUGUGGCUAUACAGGUGCUUAGCCACAAAGGAGUCAAUUAGUAGACCUAGUGACCUCAUUUGGUUUCACCUUUCACCUUUCAUUUAUCUUUUACUAUUGCUAUCAAUAUCAGUGCUUAUUAUUUAUCAUAGACAUAAUAAUUAUUAUAAUGUUAUUGACAUUACUAACUACAAUAUAAAAUACCAGAAAAUAUUUCCAAAAAUCAAGGAAAAUUGCACACAGGCAAAAUAGGUAGUACUUUAAUUGACUCUUUGCUGACUUUGUACUUGUGGAGCCAUCUAUGUGUAAAGACCUCUAAUAAUAUACAUUCACAGUGAGCAUGGCAUGUACUUACAUGCCAUCCCUGGUGGCUUCAGGGUAAUGAAGUAUGAACAUCUGUCACAGAGCUGGUGCUGUUUCACUUUUGUUUCUUUUUUUUUCCCAAUAUAAUUUUGAAUAUACCACUUAAGUUACCAAAAAUGAACUAAUUUACAAUGUUGCUCAUACUGCUUUAUUGCUAUGGAAACUGGUCCUUCCCAUUGACUGAUCAUGGCAAUAUGCUGGAUGCAGGAAUGGUCCUGGAUAGCCUAUUGCCUUAGAGGUGUUCUUGAUCAGAGGAAGAUUUCAGAUCAUUAUUUCUGAGAUUGUGUUUUCCCAGGGUAUAGGAGCCAGCAAUCCCUCUGGAUUCCUUAGUUCUUUUCUCAAGAGUCAGAGAGUUAAGGAAAAUUAUUGUUAUGAAAUUCAUUGUUAUUAACUAGAUUCUGUAACACUGGUGCAGUUCAUGACACUAAACCAAAAUGGAGUGCCUUGUAUGGGAGGCACAGUGUGCAUUACAUGUAAGUGUUAGAUCAUAGAUAUAUUAUUUACCUCUUUAUUGUGCAUUAAAUCCUUUUAACUCAAGUGCAUUGUGCCAAAGUAUUUUUAUGAUUGGUUGUAUACCAGUUAAUUAUUUAAUGAAUUUCUUCCUUCUAAAAAGGAUUCUAGAGUGAGCAUUGUAGCAGUCUAGUUAUUGCUGAAUUUUGAUACCUCUUCAUAUAACUAAUUGUGCAAUAUAUAAUGGUACCUUUGAUAACAAGGAAAGUGUUAAUUAUUUCCAUAAUUUAUUUAAUGUAUUGAUUAAAAAAAUAAAAUAAAAGGUGUGUUUCCAA
Penaeus chinensis is the source of this 3565-nucleotide messenger RNA. It is a transcript of the gene Galk, whose product is annotated as N-acetylgalactosamine kinase-like. NCBI's taxonomy places the organism in Eukaryota, Metazoa, Arthropoda, Malacostraca, Decapoda, Penaeidae. Gene Ontology annotation, molecular function: galactokinase activity; ATP binding. Bases 139 to 1578 code for a protein of 479 amino acids. Gene Ontology annotation, biological process: carbohydrate phosphorylation; galactose metabolic process. Gene Ontology annotation, cellular component: cytosol; cytoplasm. The transcript has 8 exons. The record is from RefSeq and is a predicted model, not a curated record.